AUGCGCCUCAAGACGCUCUACCUCCUCACGGCUCUGAUUUCGUCCGCUGCCGCUAAAUACUGGAUGGAGGAUAUCCCACACCGCGGGAUCUCGCCCUUUAACCCGGACAAGUCAUACACGGUCUUCAGAAACGUCAAGGACUUUGGUGCCAAGGGAGAUGGCGUCCACGACGACACCGACGCCAUCAACACGGCCAUCAGCUCUGGCAACAGAUGCGGUGGCGACAGCCCCUGCGCUGGAACAACCACCACCCCCGCUGUCGUCUACUUCCCCAAAGGCACAUACCUGAUCUCCUCCUCCAUCGUCUCUUAUUACUACACCCAGAUGAUCGGCGACCCAACGUCAAUGCCCGUGAUUCGGGCCACCCAGAACUUCCGGGCAAACGGGCUUGGUCUCAUCGAGGCCAACCCAUACCAGAGGACGGGAUAUCUCAGAUACGGAGCCACGAACACCUUCUUCCGCCAAAUCCGAAAUCUUAUUCUGGACAUGCGGCAGGUCCCCGGCGCCAUUUGCGGCAUCCACUGGCCUUCCUCACAGGCGACCUCGAUACAGAACGUCGUUUUUCGCAUGUCCUACGAUCCAAACCGCCACCAGUCUGGAAUCUUCAUGGAGGAAGGCAGCGGAGGCAUGCUCAAUGACCUAGUCUUCUACGGCGGCGAAUACGGAGCACAAUUCGGCAACCAGCAAUACACGGCCCGAAACUUCACCUUCCACGGCUCCCAGACGGCCAUCCUUCAGAUCUGGGACUGGGGCUGGACUUACAAGUCAAUGACGAUCAACAACUGCAGGACCGGAAUUGACAUGACUAGCUCGUCUGUCGGCUCUGUUACCCUGCUCGAUUCGCACUUCAACAAUGUCGACAUCGGCAUCGCCACCGGCCGGGAUCCUGCACACAAGGAGAAGCCAGGCGCCGGAUCUCUUGUCAUCCAAAACGUCCAGUUCAGGAAUGUCAGCACCAUUCUCAAGGGAGCCAAGGGCGACAUCAUCAAGGGGUCUCCUUCGGCAACGGUCAUCAAACGAGGCUUUGGUCAUGGAAAUGUUUACGCGCCAUAUGGCCCUAGCGUAUACCAGGCCUCAGACGCGUCGUCCUUCCCCGUACCGCAGGCUCUCACAGCAGGCGAGAAGUACUACGAACGAUCCAAGCCACAAUAUCAUGACACCCCUGCUCGCUUGUUCCUCUCUGCAAGGACCUACGGUGCCAGCGGCGACGGUGUCACAGACGAUACCGAUGCUUUGAACAGACUGAUGGGAGAUGCAUCCAAGAGGCACUCCGAGGGAGUCGUCGCCUUCAUUGACGCGGGGUAUUACAGGGUCACCGACACGGUGUUCUUCCCUCCUAAUCUCCGUGUUGUCGGAGAAGCCAUGUCGUCUGUCAUUAUGGCUGCUGGUCCCAAGUUUUCGCAUAUCGACCGGCCACACGCGGUGGUCCAAGUUGGCAAGCCCGGGGACAAGGGAUAUCUGGAGUUUUCAGACGUCUUCGUCUCUACGCAGGGAGCCACCGCGGGCGCCGUGCUGAUCGAGUAUAACCUUGCGACCUACACCGGUAGCACAUGCAAGCUGACCUCACAAAGCACACCCCCGUCUGGCAUGUGGGACGUGCACACUCGAAUCGGUGGAUUUGCGGGCUCUGGAUUGCAGGUGGCCGAGUGCCUCAAGACACCCGAGAAGCUCAACGAUGUGAACGCCAAGUGCAUUGCCGCCUAUAUGUCCUGUCACAUCACCAAGUCGGCCCGCGGCCUGUACAUGGAGAACAAUUGGUUCUGGGUGGCUGACCACGAUAUUGAAGACUAUAACAACACCCAGAUCUCGAUCUACGCCGGCCGUGGACUGCUCAUUGAGUCCAAGGCCGGCCGAAUCUGGCUGGUCGGGACUUCUGUCGAGCAUCACACAUUGUAUCAAUACCAGCUCGCCCACACAAAAAACAUAUGGAUGGGGCAGAUUCAGACCGAGACGGCGUACUACCAACCAAACCCGCCAGCGCCGUUCCCAUUCACUACACUGAACCAGACGAUCAGCGACCCCAACUUCGCGCUCGACUGCCGAGCCAAGAUGGGUAACGGUACCGGUGCUGCGGAGCCCUCCGCGGACGAGCCGCUAAUGCUCACCCUCGCAGAUAGUCUGCCAGGAAAACCACCCUGCGAGAUGGGGUGGGGCCUGAGGAUCAUCGGAAGCAAGAACGUGGUCAUCUAUGGCGCCGGGCUCUACUCGUUCUUCAACAAUUGGAGCACAUCAUGCUGCCAGGAAGGCUUCAAGACACACGAGGGGGUCUUGGGGAAGUGCCAAGCCCGAAUUCUCUACAUUGGCGCUGACCCUCUCAGCCCCUCGGCAAGCAGUCAAGGCAGUACUAAGAGCGAUACUCUUGACGUAUCACUUUACAACCUCAACACAGUUGGUGUUGUCAGCAUGAUCAAUCGCCAGGGUACUGACCUAGCCUACUGGAAGGAGAACAAAUCUGGGUUCACCGAUACCGUUGCCGUCUUCAAGUUCCAGAAUGGUCGGGGCACAGGCAGCGCUCAGAGGAGGAGCUCAGGUGAACCUGAAGACCCAUAUGAUGGAUAUGGUGACAGAGACGACAGUUCAGGCGGCAGUGGAACAGGCGGCUCUGGAACUGGGGGUGGGGGCUCCAGUGGAGGCUACGGUGCUGGCUCAGGCAUGCCUGGCCUGUCUUGGGGUGGUCCUAGAGGAUUUGCCGCCACGGAAGGCGAAGCCGGCUACCUUUGCUUUGGAAACUGGCAACAGCUCUGUGGACAGCCUCCACAGCUUGCCCAGAGCUCGAACCCCUUUGGCCCACCCUCAUCGUCGCCAUUUGCCCGAACGUCGACGGCGGUGUCAUCUCUCAGCCCCGUCCCAACGACUGGAGGUGGUCGCAUGUCGAUCUUCGGACCUGGAGACCACGUGACGCUGGACCGUGCAAGCCCCCAGCCACCUCUUUCCGCUUCUUCAUCUUCGAGUUGGCGGAGGACGACAGUAACUGUCACUGUCAGCGACAGCGGCUCCUCGAUAUAUCCAUCUUCAACCCGGAAGACCGUUACAGUCACGGUUGUGGAUGAUACAUCGAUGCCUACUCCUUCGGAGCCUACAUCAUCGGCACACAAGAGUACCGUCACCGUGGGCUUCGGGGGUAGCGCCAGUGAUAGCGGCUGGAGCUUUUUGUCGACGGAGCCCGAGGCCACACGUGGUCAACUCUCCACCUCAGAGUCGACAAAGAGUAUGACCCACUCUCCAACAACGACAAGCCGCACAUCCGACGGCGCCAACGCGACUCCAGGGUCUGGGACACCGGCCAUUCAUAGCCAAACGCCCGAUGAGUCUGACGAUUGCGGUGGGGAUGAAUGA
Molecule: messenger RNA, 3336 nt
Organism: Gaeumannomyces tritici R3-111a-1
Lineage: Eukaryota; Fungi; Ascomycota; Sordariomycetes; Magnaporthales; Magnaporthaceae
Exons: 6
Coding region: 1-3336 (1111 amino acids)
Molecular function (GO): polygalacturonase activity
Source: RefSeq, a predicted model, not a curated record